Messenger RNA from Lactuca virosa, 968 nucleotides. NCBI's taxonomy places the organism in Eukaryota, Viridiplantae, Streptophyta, Magnoliopsida, Asterales, Asteraceae. The record is from the annotation of a GenBank genome assembly.
GUGGAUGAUUACGAAAAACAAGCAUGACUAGCAACACACAGAGAUUAACUUUCUCCAGAACCAAAUUUCAUCCUUCAAAAUGUCGGUUAUUGCAUUCGAAGAGAUCUUCAAUUCCUCAUCAUCAUCCAGUAAAAUUGAAAAAAUCCUACACUUUCACUGCCUUGCUAAUUCAUGGCUUACUGGGUUGUCGAGACGACUUUGUAGAUUUCGCUAAAUCCCUCGUUUCGUCUCUCUCUACUGAUUGGAGGAUGGUUGUUGUGGAUUUGAGGAACCAUGGAAGCUCGGUUGAUCGAGAAGAUGUUGUCAUUGGUCAUUCUGUUGGCGGCAAAAUUGCCUUGCAAUAUGCUUCAAGUUGUGCUCACGGUGAUUAUGGUGAUUCAGCGCAGCUUCCUAAACAGGUGUGGGCAUUGGAUUCUGUACCUGGAAAAGUCGAGAAUAAAAGCCAUUAUGAAGAAAUGGAGAAAGCUUUCCAUACACUACAGACACUUCAGCCUCCCAUACAGUCACAAGAGUGGCUGGUAGAUCAUUUGAUGAAUCUUGGAUUCUCAAAGUUCUUAUCAGAGUGGAUAAGUAGCAGUCUCAAGAAAUCGGGAGAACACAUGACAUUUUCUUUCGAUAUUGAUGGUGUUAUACAGAUGUUUGAAUCCAGCAGGGAUAGUGAUUAUUGGUCACUACUAGAGGAGCCUCCAAAGGGAAUAGAGAUAUGUGUAGUGCGUAGUGAAAGCCGAGUCACGUGGGACCCAUAUGUGGUCAAGAAGCUUGAGAGUCUUGCUAACCGGGAAAAUGAUGAAUCAAGAGGCAAAGUCUCGGUUCAUGUUGUUCCUCGUUCUGGACAUUGGAUUUACAAGGAUGAACCAGAGAGGCUGUUGGAGAUUAUGACCCCAAGAAUAGCCUCUUUGGUUCAACUUGUAAGUUAGGAGCUAGACUUUUCAGCUAGUCCGACCUGAAUAUUUUUUAUUAACAUCAGA